CUCCGGACUCGGGAGUCGGCACUCGGGUCUCGACGUCUCGUCUCGUCUCGUCUCGCCUGCCCGCAGCCCCUUGGCUUCGUUCCAUCCGGCUUCUCGGCGGCGGCGGAGAGGAGGGGGAUGGCGCACCGGCUGCUGCGGGACGCGCAGGCGGACGGGUGGGAGCGGUCGGACUUCCCCAUCAUCUGCGAGUCAUGCCUCGGCGACAACCCCUACGUCCGGAUGUUAAGAGCUGAAUAUGACAAAGAAUGCAAAAUUUGUGCACGUCCUUUUACUGUAUUCCGGUGGCGUCCUGGGCGAGAUGCAAGGUACAAGAAGACUGAGAUCUGCCAGACAUGUUGCAAGCUAAAGAAUGUCUGCCAGGUCUGCCUGCUGGAUCUUGAAUAUGGUCUGCCUGUUCAGGUCCGAGAUACAGCACUCUCUAUCAAUUCCAAUGAUGCAAUUCCAAGGAGUGAUGUCAAUCGCGAAUAUUUUGCAGAAGAGCAUGAUAGGAGGGCCAGAGCUGGCAUAGACUAUGAUUCAUCCUAUGGGAAGGCUCGCCCAAAUGAUACCAUUCUGAAGCUUCAAAGGACAGCACCAUAUUACAAGAGGAACAGAGCUCAUGUUUGCAGUUUCUUUGUGCGAGGUGAAUGUACAAGAGGAGCUGAGUGCCCUUAUCGUCAUGAGAUGCCUGAAACUGGGGAGUUAUCUCAGCAGAACAUUAAAGAUCGCUACUAUGGAGUUAAUGAUCCAGUUGCACUGAAACUUUUGAGCAAGGCAGGUGAGAUGCCAUCCCUGACACCACCAGAUGAUGAGACUAUAAGGACCCUCUACAUUGGCGGACUCGAUAGCAGAAUAACCGAGCAGGAUUUGAGGGAUCAGUUUUAUGCCCAUGGUGAGAUCGAGUCCAUAAGGAUGGUACUUCAACGUGCAAUCGCAUUUGUGACGUAUACUACAAGAGAAGGCGCAGAGAAGGCUGCAGAAGAGCUUGCUAAUAAGCUAGUCAUCAAGGGCGUGCGCCUGAAGCUGAUGUGGGGCAAGCCUCAGGCCCCAAAGCCUGAGGAGGAUGAGUCUGGGAGGCUGGGGCAGGUUUCCCACGGAGGGCUGCUCCCUAGGGCUGUCAUAUCUCAGCAGCAGAGCGGUGACCAGCCUCAGCCCCCCGGGAUGGAGGGCCAACAGCAACAGGCUGCACCAGCAUCGUACUACUUCAACAUUCCAGCACCACCAGCAACGGAGCGGACUGUGUAUCCAUCCAUGGAUCCACAGAGGAUGGGUGCUAUAGUAAAACCACAUGACAGUGAAGGCAAACCAGGGCCGCAGCAAGCCGGGCAAGCUCAGGCAUCAAGCAACCCAGCACAAGGGGGCGGCUAUCCUGCACCACCGCCAUACUACCAUGGUCAGUAUCCACCAUACUAUCCACCCCCACCACCAUACGGUGGCUACAUGCCUCCACCGCGCAUGCCCUACCCACCGCAAUAUCCGCCUUACCAGCCGAUGCUAGCUCAACCAGCACAGGUACAGGCUAGUUCAUCUCGGCAACCACCGCAUGCAGGUGGAGGGCAGCAGCAGCCGCCUGAUGGCCCUCCAGCUCAGCAGCAGCCACAGCAGCCAAUUCAGAACUGAAGUCCUGUCAAGAUGUUGGGUAUUGGUACUGCUCUAACUGCUCGGCAGGAGAAUGCAACCCCCGUGGGUCACCAGCUUUCGUAAUUUCUUAAUUUGUGGUUAACAGUAAAAACUUUGUUGUAUUGCUUAUCAACGUUUGAAGAAAAACCGUGAGAUAUACCGGAUGUAUCCAGCUUCUGGAUUUUGUGGUA
Molecule: messenger RNA, 1790 nt
Organism: Zea mays
Lineage: Eukaryota; Viridiplantae; Streptophyta; Magnoliopsida; Poales; Poaceae
Exons: 4
Coding region: 118-1599 (493 amino acids)
Cellular component (GO): U2-type catalytic step 2 spliceosome; Prp19 complex; U2-type catalytic step 1 spliceosome
Molecular function (GO): metal ion binding; pre-mRNA binding; U6 snRNA binding
Source: RefSeq, marked validated